This is a messenger RNA of Solenopsis invicta (red fire ant), 1113 nucleotides long. Its product is annotated as zinc finger protein 706. Lineage: Eukaryota; Metazoa; Arthropoda; Insecta; Hymenoptera; Formicidae. Bases 537 to 770 code for a protein of 77 amino acids. The transcript has 3 exons. The record is from RefSeq and is a predicted model, not a curated record.
UUUGGAACGCAGUCCUGGACGAAUAAACACAUGCCGCGAAACGCGCUCCAAAUCUGAUAUUCGAACAAUAAAAACUUAAAUGUAUAUCGUCGAAAAAGAAAAUUCGUGUUGUCGCGUAACGACUCGGAACGGCUUGACGAGCUUAGGAGGAAAUAUAGUCGGAAACUCGUAGCCGAAUCAUCCGUAGGUGAGGAGACGUGCCAUCGCAUGGGUUGGCACCUGGCAGUACGCUGCAGUACGCGCGAAUAGCUGCUAGCUGCCACGGGCCACGGCGGCACUUGACGGCACUCGCGCUACACGCGGAACCGUUUGACGGCCGCUAUUCCUCCUGCACGCGACUCACGCGAGACGCGAGCUCCAGAGCGCUCCGCUCGCCGCUCGCCUUGGCUUUUCCCCCCCAGAGGAAGGAUUUCUCUUCAAUUUCUUCGUCCCUCUCACCGCGCCUGAAGAAUUGGUGAGCAUUGCCCGCGCCUCCAUCGUCGCGGAAGAAUCGUUUCGGCCGUUUUCGAGAUAUCAGAGUCGCCGAAGCGGCUAGAAUGGCUCGCGGACAACAGAAGAUACAGUCUCAAGCCAAGGCGGCGGAAAAGAGCGCAAAAUUAAAGAAACAGCAAGGACACAGUGCUAAUGAUCAAAAAAAGGCAGCACAGAAAGCGCUUGUGCACGUGUGUAGUGUAUGCAAGGCCCAAAUGCCAGAUCCAAAGACUUAUAAGCAACAUUUUGAAAAUAAACAUCCUAAAAACGACCUGCCAGAUGAUUUGAAGAAUAUAUGAGAGUAUGAACUGUUGUAAAGUGGGGGAUUGGGUGAGAGCGCAUGAAAAAUUUGCUGCAACUGACAAAGUGAUAUAGUUCAACAUUCAUCCGAUCAUUGCAUAGUUUCAGAAAAUGAAUUAAAUCUUGUUAGUGUUUUAACUAAUCUAUUGCACUCGACAGACUUGUUGUGCACGACUCAGAAUGUUAAUAAGCAUAAUCGAUGAUUUACUUAUGGAAAAUCUUGAUUUGUAAACGCUGACAUUUUUCACAUACGUCAUUUAAUCAAUACUUUUUACAUAAGCGUUACAUCUGGAGAGAUUCUGUGUAUAUUUCUAAAUAAAGUUCAUAAAUUUAAUGGCAAAA